Messenger RNA from Coffea arabica (coffee), 417 nucleotides. RefSeq lists its product as uncharacterized. NCBI's taxonomy places the organism in Eukaryota, Viridiplantae, Streptophyta, Magnoliopsida, Gentianales, Rubiaceae. The record is from RefSeq and is a predicted model, not a curated record.
AUGGCCACAACCCCAUUUGCCCAUUUCCCCACCUCCCCAGUCAUCUGCUCCGCUUCUCCCCAACCCAACCACCACCCUAAACACAACCCGACCCGCCAGAAGUUAUCUCCUUCUCCCUCCAACUGGUGGCCUCCACUUUUCGGAUGGUCCUCCGAUCCCGACUACAUUCAGGGCUCCAACUCCGAGUCCAACCAAGAGAGCGGAGAGAUUCAGGGCCAUCCCGGGAGGGAAGCUCCGGGUCGGCCCACCAGGUCCAAGUUUGGUCUGGGGUGCUUUACAGAAGAAAAGGCCAAGGAGCUGCGGAAAAAGACCAUGGAGUCCUCAACCUUCCACGACAUUAUGUACCACUCGGCCAUUGCUUCUCGCCUUGCAUCGGACGCCUCUGCCUCUGGGACUGGGCAUCGUCAAGAACGCUGA